AUGAAACAAAUACUCAUAGUCUUUGUUUUGAUUAUAUUUGCAACAGCAUCCAGUGAUCUGCUAAAGUCAUUAUCUAAAUUUGCUGAUAAUGGAGAUUCUUCUUCCAAAUUUGCCAAGAGUACAGUUUCUCCAUUUUCCGAAGAAGAAUCCGAAGAUUACGAUAGCGAAGACACUGAACCCUCAAAGAAAAUGGCACCCAAAUCCUAAUAAGACGACAAUGACGACGAAGUUGAAUGUCAUGGCUUAAUUGAAAAGUUACUAACAGAAACUUUCCACUAGCAAGGAUGUUAAACCCCCUUAACAACAAAAGAAGUAGAAUCUGAAUACGAUGAUGAAGAGGACAGUGGUAACAUGUGGAGUAGAGGGAUAUCAAAAAAAUUAGCUUAAACUGAAUCUAAACCAUUAGUGUUACCAAUACAAUCAGCCAAAGAAUAAAUAAAGAACGAUUACAACCAAUUUACAAGUUUAAAAAUGCCUGAAGUCCAAUAACGACCUCAGGAAACCAAAUCACAAGAUUAAACUCAAAAAGUGUAGGAGGAUCCAGGAAAAGAACAUUCUGCUGAUUUUGAAAAAAUGAAACAAGCCUAAUUAGAGAAAUACAGCAAAAGAUUUCAUCUUGAUGAACCUAAAGAAUCUAAGAGUAUGUAUGAGGAUGAUAGUUUGAAAGAGUUCAUGCCAAAAAUCAAUUUUCAACCUAUCAACAUACAAGAGACCAAGACUUCAUAAUAAGUCCAAUCAAAUCCAGAAAAAAGAUAAGAAAACAAACAUGAUGAAUCAGAAAGUGAAGAUGAUGAAGAAGAGGAUUCUGUAGAAAUCAAUAAAAAGAGUUCAUUACAAAGUAAAAUCAGUAAUAAAGUUACUAUUGACUAAAAACCUAACACAGAUGCAUUUGAUUUCUUCAAUCAAAGUAAACAAUAAUAAAAGUCAAAUAAGAAGAGUUAACGAAUUGAAGAGUCUGAGGAUGAGGAAAGUGAAUCAGCUUAAGAAGUGGAAGACGAUGAAGAUUAUGUGUAAUAGGUGAAGAAAAACAAAAAAUAAAAGGAGGAUAAGGAAGAAUAAAAGAGAAAAUAAAAAUAACUCUAAUAAUAAUAGGAAGAAGAGGAAGAAUAAAGAAGAUUGAUGUUGAAGAAAUAAAAAGAAUAAUAAAUUCAAUAGGAGGAAUUAAGAAAGAAAUAAGAAGAGGAAGAGAGAUAGCAAGAGUUAGCCAAAUAAUAAAAAUUGAAAAGAGAUUCUGAUGAAGAUUAGAUUCCAUAAAAAAAGAAGUCAAAAAAAUAAAAAAAGCAAUUGAGUUUAGAAGAAUUUCAAUAAUCUUUGAAAGUAGAUGAGGAAAAACCUCAAUUGACCUCUUUUGCAUAAAAGGAGGCAAAAGAAAAAGCAAUUUUAGAAUAGAAAACAUUUACAUUAGUAAAGGAGACUCCACAAUAAGUUUAGGAAUAGAAAGUAUUUAAAUUGUAGGCAGUUCCAAAGAAGCAACAAUAACUAAUUCAAGAGGAAGAGUCAGAAGGAGAAUCAGAAAGUGAAGAUGAUAAUAUUGAUACUCCAAAAUCUAUAAAUUGCUUUGAAAGUAAGAACAAAUUUAUAUAAUAAAUCUGCUAAUUAUGUUAGACUAAAGUAGCUUAUUAGGUUAAUUAACAGAAUUGGUAGAAGAUUGGAAUAAAUGACGGUUUCAGGCAAUCCUUUGAGCCGCUGAUCGAGUUCACUUUCAAAAGCAUAGGUGAAGUUGGAUCAUAUUAUUUGAGUUUUAAAGAUCACACAGUUUGUUUAAGUGCUGAAAAUUUAACAAAGAUGACAAAUGUGGAUAAAGUAUUAAAGCACUUCACAGGAAAUUAAUUAGCUGAUUACAAUUCCCCAGUUGAUAUUCCAGCGAAAAGUUAACCCAUUAACUUUUUAUUGAGUGCAGAAUACGAUUCCUUAUUAAAUGGAUUUUCAUGCAGAAGAUUUUAAAUAGCCAUAAAAACAGAUCUGAAAUAUAAAUUGAGUAAGAAAAAUGAUAUUAAUGUUAAGCAAAUAAUAUUUUAUAAAAAUAAGUUAAAAUUAAAAUAUAUUGGUUUGAUUUAAAUAAAUGGUGUUGUCCAUCAAGCCAGUUUCGAUUAGGAAGAAGGAGGAGAAGUCACAAAUUUGAUUGUUACUCAAUUGAAUCUACCCAAAGAACAAGGAGUCAUAGCCAGUUUGGUUGAUAAGUAUGUCGAUAGUAAUUUUGUGGCAGAUAUGCUCCAGAAAUCAGGUAAUUUUUAGUACUUAGAUUUAGAAUAAAUGAUGGCUGAUUUAUAGAUCUAGACACAUAUCAAGAAUGAUGACAUAGGACUCACAUUUAACUUGAGAAAGAGGAAGGGAAAAUGA
Molecule: messenger RNA, 2340 nt
Organism: Paramecium tetraurelia
Lineage: Eukaryota; Ciliophora; Oligohymenophorea; Peniculida; Parameciidae
Exons: 7
Source: RefSeq, a predicted model, not a curated record